Penicillium manginii is the source of this 1167-nucleotide messenger RNA. RefSeq lists its product as uncharacterized. Gene Ontology annotation, cellular component: nucleus. NCBI's taxonomy places the organism in Eukaryota, Fungi, Ascomycota, Eurotiomycetes, Eurotiales, Aspergillaceae. The transcript is spliced from 6 exons. The record is from RefSeq and is a predicted model, not a curated record. Gene Ontology annotation, biological process: regulation of transcription by RNA polymerase II. The coding region runs from base 1 to 1167 and encodes 388 amino acids. Gene Ontology annotation, molecular function: protein dimerization activity.
AUGUCGAUUGCGCUUGACUGUUGGACUUCUCCAUUCCAGCAAGCAUUUAUAGCUAUCACAGGAUACUUCCUAGACCAGGAAUGGGAGUAUCGCGAGGUUCUCCUUGGGUUUAAGUUAAUAUCUGGAUCUCAUACUGGAGUGAACCUCGGUAGGGUUGUUCUCCAGAUCCUAGAGAAGCACCAGAUCGCUGACCGUAUACUGGCGGUGAUAACUGAUAAUGCGUCUAAUAAUAAGACACUUAUUGCAGCGGUGAAUGAUUCGACUAAGACGCUACAGCAAGAGAUAGAUUCUACAAUUAUCCAAGUGCCCUGCCUUAUGUAUGUUAUUCAAUUGAGUCUAACUGAUUUACUUGGUAAAAUUAAGGCCGCCCUGAAGAAUAACAACACCGAGAUGGAAUGGUCUGAAGAUCGUGCUGCGAAGGAGAAACUGAAGAAAUACUAUGGCGAGACAGAUGAUAUCGAAGGUAAUCUUUAUGCAAUUGGGACGAUCUUAGCGCCAUCAAGUAAGAUGGAGUUCUUUUCAACAGGUGAUUGGGACCUAGAUCCUGAGAUAGGAAAGGACUAUAGAAAAGAAUACCGCAAGAGUCUUCAGUCUCUUUUCGAGAGAUAUAGCCAACAGAGGGCCCUUGACGGUGAUUCUUCACUACGAUCAAUUGCUCCACAGUACGACGAGCUCACCAAAUAUCUCCAGAGUGAUACUAUUAAAGGAUCUGUUCGGAUCUUCUGGAAAGAUCAUCAGAGAGAGUUCUCUGUUCUUACAAGUAUUGCCCGUGAUAUCAUGUCAAUUCCAGCAACUGGUGCCGGAGUUGAGCGUCUGUUUAACUCUGCUUGGGAUGAGGAGCAGCGGCUGAUUCUCCAAGAGUAUCUCUUAGACUAUGAGAUAGCAGCUUCGGCAGAAGUACUUGAUGUCCAGAUAUAUACCUUCGAGGCUAUCAGUGAUGACGAGGAGGAGGAUAUUGAGUUGUGUCUUGAUACACCGGCUGCUGUAUCAAUUAUGCAAACAACCCCAAACGUACCGCCACUCUCAGCGGUUGCCGCUGGAAAGCGGCCUGCGGUCACUUCUGGUGAUAAGGAAGAUUCUGAUGCCGAUGGAUUUGUGAACCCGGAGGAGAAUCUAUUAUUAUCCUUCCCUAAUACGCAGCAUCGUGUAUCAGACACUAUGCUAUAG